This is a messenger RNA of Chiloscyllium plagiosum (whitespotted bambooshark), 2846 nucleotides long. Its product is annotated as potassium channel subfamily K member 10-like. Gene Ontology annotation, biological process: potassium ion transmembrane transport; stabilization of membrane potential. Gene Ontology annotation, cellular component: plasma membrane. Gene Ontology annotation, molecular function: potassium ion leak channel activity; outward rectifier potassium channel activity. The record is from RefSeq and is a predicted model, not a curated record. NCBI's taxonomy places the organism in Eukaryota, Metazoa, Chordata, Chondrichthyes, Orectolobiformes, Hemiscylliidae.
UCAUGCACGAAUCCUUUCUGAUGUUGCUGAGCCUCAGCCCGGUUUAGGAAUUUCGCUUGAAUAUAUGUUUUAGAAAUCUAAUUUUCCUUUGAUCGACUGGCUUGGAAUAAAAUGCGCUUGUGUGAAAUGUUAACUCCAGAGGAUGUCCUUUUAUCUUAAGUACGCGGAUUCCGAGUAACUGACUGCAAUUUGCGAAUGCAAGGAAAGAAAAGGUUUUGGCGAUCUAAGAUGAAAUUUCCAAUAGAAUCAUCAAGAAAACACACUAGCUGUGACCCUCCAGUCGCUGUCCAAUCCACAGUGCAAGCCUGUGAUCCAAAGACCAACGGGCACUACCCGGUGCCCAGGCUGUCCAUAUCCUCCAGGACCACGGUGGUAGCCAGCAUGGACAGUGGCCCUCACACAUCGCCCACAGUCAUGAAGUGGAAAACGGUGCUGGCUAUCUUCGUGGUCGUUGUCCUUUACCUGGUGAUCGGAGGCACCGUGUUCCGAGCUCUGGAAAAACCUUUCGAAAGCAAACAGAAGCAUAAGAUCACGACAGAGAAAUCCAGUUUCCUUCGAAAUCACCCCUGUGUGAACCCCGGAGAACUUGAUGCACUCAUUGAGCAUGCAAUUGAGGCUCUUGGUGCUGGAGUGAAUCCUGUAGAUAAUUCAGCUAAUAAUACAAGCCACUGGGAACUUGGUAGUGCCUUUUUCUUUGCUGGGACUGUGAUAACCACCAUAGGUUAUGGGAAUAUUGCACCCAGUACUGAAGGAGGGAAAAUAUUCUGCAUCUUAUAUGCUUUAUUUGGAAUUCCUCUCUUCGGAUUUCUGUUAGCAGGGAUUGGGGAUCAAUUGGGCACAAUCUUUGGUAAAAGCAUUGCAAGAGUGGAGAAAGUAUUCAGAAAAAAGCAAGUGAGCCAAACAAAAAUCCGGGUGAUUUCCACAAUCCUUUUCAUUCUAGCAGGAUGCCUUGUUUUUGUGACUAUCCCAGCAAUUAUUUUCAAGCACAUUGAAGGUUGGACAACUCUGGACUCCAUCUAUUUUGUUGUUAUCUCCUUAACAACUGUAGGAUUUGGUGACUAUGUAGCAGAAAGAGGUCAAGGCCAGAACAUUGAAUGUAUUCAAGAAGGAAUUAAACAUAGCUCCGAGGGAUCGAAGGGUAUCAGAAGAAAGCAUGAACAAGGUGGAAACAUAGCUAUUCAUUAUCGGGAAUGGUAUAAACCAUUAGUCUGGUUCUGGAUUCUAGUGGGUCUGGCAUACUUUGCAGCUGUCCUCAGUAUGAUUGGAGAUUGGCUACGUGUGAUAUCCAAGAAAACAAAGGAAGAGGUUGGUGAAAUUAAGGCUCACGCUGCUGAAUGGAAAGCAAACGUGACGGCAGAAUUUAGGGAAACACGAAGGCGAUUAAGUGUUGAAAUUCAUGACAAACUUCAAAGGGCAGCAACUAUCCGAAACAUGGAGCGAAGACGGCUUGGUUUGGACCAACGAGCCCACUCCCUUGACAUGCUCUCCCCUGAGAAACGAUUAGCAUUUGCAGGUCUGGAGACAGGUCAGUUCAAGGCCUCCUCUCAGGAAAGUAUAAAUGGCAAUUCUAAUAAUCUACAGCAGAAAGAAACAAAGCAAUAUGACAAACACAUGCAAGGAGCUUCAGAGGACAACAUCAUCAAUAAAGUUGGAUCUUCAGCAAGAGGGCCCAAGAGAUUCAAAAGUAGAGAACUAAAGAAAGAGAUACCAGAGAAUAUUAGAAAAAUAUAUGAAACAUUUGGAAAUCACACAUUGGAUGAAGAGAAAAAGGAACAGGAAAAAGAGAAAGAAAACAAUACAAAUGUUCCAGCUAUAACAAGUUACGUCCAGCAUUCAGAAGCAGAAGAUGACAGAACAACCAAUGAAGCCAAAUAUCCAGAGAAUAGGAAAUUACUUGAAAAAAAGAUAUGAAAAUACUAUGGCGAACAAUAUAAAAAAGUUUGUUUGAAGAUUUUUUUUAUACUAUUGACAUGUGCCUUAUCAUUUUAAAAAUGUGGGAAAGCCAUUUUCACACAUGCAUGGUCUACACAAACCUUUAGAUUGAUUUGUUAUGCCACUGUGAUAUAGGGUUGAACUACCAAAUAUCAAACAUAGGCUUGAAUUAAUCUGAACUAUGGGAAUGUGUUUGAAGACUACAUUAGUACCAACCUGGGAACAUUUUAUGUGGACUUAGUGCUCAUUACCAAUGCAGUAUAUCCAAGGAAAGAAGUGGAUGGCUCUGUACAUUAUCAGAAGCUCCACUAAGUCUCCAAUACGUUUAUUACCGAGAGGAUUCAGCUUUGGAAAAUUUAUGUCCACUUAUUUAUUACAAUUGUUUUACAAUUUUUCAACAAACAUCAGUUUGUUUUAGGACCCUUGUGCAUCUGCUUUGGCGUGUGUUGUACGUCCUGUUGAAGAUGUUACAUUUCUGAUAGGUAUACGAAUUUCUGCAGCAGAGAAACACAUCAGAGUCAUGGCAUUGCAAUAUUCUUGUGUAAUUGUUGAAGACUGACAUGAGCACUGAACAAAAGACUGCGGUCUGCAUGUCCGUGUCUUUGUAAUUUAGUAAGAAACUUCUAUGACUGGUCUUGAUAAAUGUUGACUUCUCAGGGCUCGCUUGUCCUGCUUUUACAAGGUUUCCUAUAUUAGGUUUUAAAAAAUAUAGGGUGUUGGGAGUAAUAUUACACUAAAGUAAUAAUUCAAAGAAAGCAUGUUGGUGUAUGGAUCUAUGAUCAUUCUCUUUGUUGUCUGUGUACUUCUGCAAUUAAUACAAUUAAUUUGUAUUGGUUCUUGAAAAUAAUUAAUGAAUAAAGCAAAGACAGAAUCUGAUAAAAUUAAACAGAUAUUUUUAAUCCUUGUGCUGUUUU